AAAAACAAAAAAUAUUAAUAGUAAAAUAUAUAAAAAAAAAAAAUUUAUCUGUAAUGUGUUCUCGAAAUAAUUAACAAGCUAAUUUUCAGGUACAUCCAUUAUUAAUUAACACCAAGCACAAUUCCAUCCAAACACCUCAUCAGCGCCAUAACCUCAAACCCUAACCUCGUUCCUCAAUCAGAAUUUUGUUUACAUAAAAUUCAGAACGAAUUGCUUAUCGUAGCUGGCUGAUAGAAUGGCUGCUAUGUGUUUAGAUAUGCGACGAGCACGUGAAAAUGACCUCCGGUCGCGGUACGCGAGCAGUCAACCCUCCGGAUCUGGGCAUCACUCCUCAGAUUACUCUGAGGAGGAGAAACAACGCCGAAGACAGGAGUGGGUGCUCGAGCAAGAGAAGAAGCGCGAGCACGAACGUCGCAAGCAGAUUAUGAUCCAGCAGUACGAAGCGCGUCGGGCUCGUGAGCUGGCUUUAAAGAACGCUCACAGAUCCUCGCACCGGGCUCGCACUAGAAGCCGUAGCCGAAGCCGUAGUUUCUCCAGCAGCAGAAGUCGCGAAAGAAAACACACUCCCAGUCGCAGCAGAAGUCGCAAUAAAAGUACCCGGAAUCGCGACAGGAGCAGAAGUAGAAGCAGUAGAAGCAGGUCUUCCGAUCACUCACGCAAGCAGCGUGUUCGCUGUAAUGUUGCUAAAACUUUAGUUAUGGCCAAAAGCGCUCCAGUGUUUAAAGGAUCAGAAAUAUCGCCGAUACCUUUGGCAGAUUUGAAGAAAAUAAAGAUUGAUAUUCACCGGCAGAUCCCGACGACUGAACCACAACCUGAAAAACUUGAACGGGAUAUCUUAAAUCCCGAGGAUAUUGUAGUUGCACGCAAAGACGGUGAAGGAAUAAUCCCAAUAUUCGAUCGCCCAGAACUCAAGACCACUGGAAUAUCAACACCCGAAGUUAAAGAGCUCCGUACGAUAAUUUCGGUGCAAAAUGGCAAGAGACGCUCCUCUAGAAGAUGCUCAUCCUCGUCAUCUUCAAGCCGACACCGUCGAUCACCGAGUUCUCAUCGCCGUUCGUCGAGCUCAAGCCCUAGGCGCCGUCGAUCCCGAAGUCCUCGUCGGGAGUCUAGGUAUAAAAGCUCAAGGUACGAAAAAGAAUCUCACCAUAAUUCGAAAUAUAGGAAACAUAGUCGAGAUCGUAGAAAUGAUGACAGGCCAAGAAGUCGAGACCGUCAUCGUUUAAGUGAAGCUGGUUCUCGAGACGACAGACGCCACGGAUCAUCGUCUAGAGGACAUAGUUCUCGUCAUCGUUCAACCUCCAGAGACAGAGAUAGCCGUCAUAGUUCACAUAGAAUCGCUCACAGUUAUGAUAGAUAUGAGUCUCAUAGUUCUAGACGUGUCCCUCCUUAUAUGGAACCGCUGCAAUUUCCUUAUUAUUUCACCGAUUAUAUGAGACCGAUAGUGAUAGACGCGGCGAUGGCUAUGCGAGCUCCAAUGCCUUAUGUUCGCGGAAGAAUGCCACCGAUGAUGGGAAUGGGAGGUCCAAUUCGUCCGAAUUUUCCACGAUUCGGGCCACCUGAAAUGAUAAGACCUUAUGGUCCACCUGGCCCACCUCAUUCGCAAUUCAAACAAAUAGCUAUGGAACACGAAGGAAGCCCCGUUGAACAUCGGCGUCCAGACAAGGACCGCAAAGAGAGAAGGAGGCGAGACGAUGAACACGUGCACAAGAGGUACUGGGACAACGACUGGAGCCAUGAAAAAAGAACUGACAGGUCCCCAGAUGACCAAGAGGAAAGACACUAUCGGAGACGUAGGGAACGAAGUCCCGGUGAGUGUGAAGACAGGAAUAGGCGAGGAAGAAGUCCGCACAUGACUGAAAGACACAGGCGAGACCGAAAUUCUCCUUUUAGAUACGAGAGGAACCGACGAGACAGAAGCCCAUACGAGAGCAGGAGAGACAAAAAAGACAGAAAUCCUCGUGAGGAAAACGAGCGGUCUGAUAGGAGGGAUCGCAAGCGCACCAGGAAUUCACCCAGUGAGAUGCCAGAAGAGGGAGAAAUUCCUGACGGAGCUAAAAAAGACGAGAAAAAUAAAAUCCAGGAUGAGGAACUAGGUAAUAUUACUCGUGCUCAAAAAAGAACUGUAGACUUAUUAACUUCCAAGACGGGAGGUGCUUAUAUACCACCUGCUAAGCUCAAGCUGAUGCAGGCGGAGAUAACAGAUAAAUCAUCAGCAGCUUAUCAACGUAUUGCGUGGGAAGCUUUAAAAAAAUCUAUCCAUGGUCAUAUUAAUAAGGUCAAUACUUCGAACAUCGGUCUCAUAACCAGGGAGUUGCUGAGGGAGAAUGUUAUUCGAGGAAGAGGACUCUUGGCUAGGUCGAUAAUCCAAGCCCAAGUUGCUUCUCCGACGUUCACACCUAUUUAUGCGGCUCUGACGGCGAUUCUUAACUCGAAAUUCCCAAAUAUUGGAGAACUGAUCAUCCACAGACUGGUUAAACAGUUCAUACGAGGAUACAAAACUAAUAAUAAAUCUUUGUGUAUUUCUUCAGGAAGUUUCAUUGCACACUUAAUUAACCAGCGUGUUGUUCACGAGAUUAUCGUGUUGGAACUGUGGCACGUGUUGUUGAAAAAUCCCACUGAUGACUCCGUGGAAGUAGCUAUUGCUUUGUUAAAAGAAUGUGGUCAGAAGUUAACCGAAGUUUCCAAAGCUGGUAUUGUGGAAAUUUUUGAUCUAUUGAGGAAUAUUUUACACGAGGGAAAACUCGAUAAAAGAAUCCAGUAUAUGAUUGAAGUUAUGUUCCAGAUACGUAAGGAUGGGUUCAAAGACCACGUGGCUGUCCCCAAGGAACUAGAUCUUGUGGAAGAGAAUGAUCAGAUAAUCCACGUCAUUCAGCUCCAAGAUAAGCACGACUCUGAAGAUAUUCUCAACGUAUUUAGAUUUGAUAGCGAAUAUAUUAGAAAUGAAGAGAAAUAUAAAGAGUUGCAGAAAGAAAUAUUGGGCUCUGACAACAGCGAUGCCAGUGGCGAGGAUGAGGAUAGUUCUGAGGAAGAUGACAGUGGUGACGAGGAAGACGCCGAGAAGAAAGACGUUAUAUUGGAUAAUACUGAGACUAAUUUGAAGGCUCUCAGGAGGACAAUUUAUUUGACGAUUCAUUCUUCUUUGGACUUUGAAGAGUGCGCGCACAAACUGAUGAAGAUGCAGCUGAAGCCCGGACAGGAGCGCGAGCUCUGUUACAUGUUCCUAGACUGCUGCAAGGAGAAUAGGACAUAUGAAAAAUUUUACGGAUUAUUAGCUGGUCGUUUCUGUGCAAUAAAUAAAAUUUACGUCACUCCUUUUGAGGAGAUUUUUAAAGAAUCUUACGACACAAUUCACAGGCUGGACAUGAAUAAGCUGAGGAAUGUCGCCAAGUUCUUUGCCCAUCUGCUAAUUACAGAUUCUAUUUCGUGGGUGGUGCUCAGCUGCAUCAAGUUGAACGAAGAAGACACAACUCCUAGUAGCCGUGUGUUUAUAAAAAUUUUGUUCCAAGAGUUGUCUGAGUACAUGGGCGUGCCCAAAUUGAACAACAGAAUUAAAGACAUCACAUUGCAAGAAGCCUUCGAAGGACUCUUUCCAAGGGAUACAGAUAAGAAGACGAGGUUUGCUGUCAAUUUCUUUACUACCAUCGGGCUGGGAGGAUUGACAGAUGAUUUGAGAGAGCAUUUGAAGUCUCGGCCCAAGGUCUUGGCUGCUCCUCCGCCUGAAAUAUUGGAGACUUUGAAGACGCCUAGUUCCUCUAGCUCAUCGUCAUCCUCGACGUCGUCUUCGUCCUCUGAUUCAGGGUCCAGCUCAGAUUCUUCAUCGUCGUCGUCAUCAUCAUCGUCAUCGUCAUCAGAGGAGGAAAAGAAGAAAAAAAAAAGGAAGGCAAAAUUUCGGGAAAAGGCAAAGAAUAUGAAAAAAAAAUCAGAGAAGAAAAUCAAAAAGAAAAGACAGGAAAAAGAUAAAAAAUCUUUAAAAAAGAAAAAAAGUAGAAAAUAA
Molecule: messenger RNA, 3994 nt
Organism: Cotesia glomerata
Lineage: Eukaryota; Metazoa; Arthropoda; Insecta; Hymenoptera; Braconidae
Product: pre-mRNA-splicing factor CWC22 homolog
Exons: 7
Coding region: 236-3994 (1252 amino acids)
Biological process (GO): mRNA splicing, via spliceosome
Cellular component (GO): catalytic step 2 spliceosome
Molecular function (GO): protein binding; RNA binding
Source: RefSeq, a predicted model, not a curated record